Molecule: messenger RNA, 5347 nt
Organism: Coturnix japonica (Japanese quail)
Lineage: Eukaryota; Metazoa; Chordata; Aves; Galliformes; Phasianidae
Gene: TOM1L2
Product: target of myb1 like 2 membrane trafficking protein
Biological process (GO): signal transduction
Cellular component (GO): endosome; membrane
Molecular function (GO): phosphatidylinositol binding; clathrin binding; ubiquitin binding
Source: RefSeq, a predicted model, not a curated record
CGUGGCUGCUAAUCAGAGAGGGGUGGGGAGGAGGAGGGAGGGCCGCCGGGCCGCUGUUUGUUGUCAUCCCAAGAUGGAGUUUCUGCUGGGGAACCCGUUCAGCACCCCGGUGGGGCAGAGCCUCGAAAAGGCCACAGAUGGCUCUCUACAGAGCGAAGACUGGACACUCAACAUGGAGAUCUGUGACAUUAUCAACGAGACAGAAGAAGGUCCAAAGGAUGCCAUUCGAGCACUGAAGAAGAGACUGAAUGGGAACAAAAAUUACAGAGAGGUCAUGCUGGCUCUAACGGUGUUGGAGACCUGUGUGAAGAACUGUGGCCAUCGCUUUCACGUCUUAGUGGCAAACCGUGACUUCAUAGAUGGUGUUCUGGUGAAAAUCAUCUCACCCAAGAAUAAUCCCCCCACCAUUGUGCAGGAUAAAGUACUCGCACUGAUUCAGGCCUGGGCUGAUGCCUUUCGAAGUAGCCCUGAUUUAACUGGAGUAGUGCACAUUUAUGAAGAACUUAAGAGGAAAGGCAUAGAGUUUCCCAUGGCAGAUCUCGAUGCUUUAUCUCCAAUACACACACCACAGAGGAGUGUUCCUGAAGUUGAUCCUGCAGCAAAUAUGCACAAUUCACAGUCUCAGCAAAGGAUGAGCACCAGUUCUUACUCUUCACCUUCUCCAACUGCAUAUUCUCCUCAGGCUCCAGCUUUGAAUGUGACUGGCCCCAUCACUGCCAAUUCUGAACAGAUUGCCCGGCUGCGCAGUGAACUGGAUAUUGUUCGUGGGAAUACCAAAGUGAUGUCUGAAAUGCUGACAGAAAUGGUUCCUGGACAAGAGGAUUCUUCAGACCUUGAGUUACUCCAGGAGUUGAACCGAACCUGUAGAGCCAUGCAGCAGAGAAUUGUGGAGCUUAUCUCACGAGUGUCCAACGAAGAAGUCACAGAGGAGCUGCUGCAUGUGAACGAUGAUUUAAAUAAUGUCUUCCUCAGAUAUGAAAGAUUUGAACGAUACCGAUCAGGACGUUCCACACAAAGUGCCAGCAACGGAGUUCUGAAUGAGGUGACAGAAGAUAACUUAAUAGAUUUGGGUCCUGGUUCUCCAGCUGUAGUGAGCCCAAUGGUCGGAAACUCAGCACCAUCGUCAUCACUUUCUUCACAGCUUGCAGGGCUUGACUUGGGUACAAACAGUGUCAGUGGCACACUGAGCUCCCUACAGCACUGUAACCCUCGUGAUGAUUUCGACAUGUUUGCACAGACAAGAGGCAGUUCCUUGGCUGAGCAGCGAAAGAAUGUGACAUAUGAGGACCCACAGGCUGUCAAAGGAUUGGCGUCCGCCCUGGAUGUUCGGAAACAGAACACAGGAGGGAGGAGAGGUAAAGGUGGGAACUCAGACAUGGAGCCCAUAGACAAGUGGCUAAUUACACAAGGAAUGAUCCCUGUUGCACAGUCCUCUGUCAUGGAUGACAUUGAGGAGUGGCUCAGUACCGACGUGAAAGGAGAUGAACUGGAAGAAGGAGUGACCAGCGAAGAAUUUGACAAGUUUUUAGAAGAGCGAGCCAAAGCGGCGGAGAUGGUCCCCAACCUGCCGUCCCCUCCUCUGGAAGCCCCCACCCCUCCGACAAACCCUUCCAGCAGGAAAAAGCAGGAGCGCUCGGAGGAUGCCCUCUUUGCACUGUGAAGCUCGCAGUCCCACCCCGUGCUCUGCAGGAGAGCAUUGCUGUACAGCCACCUCGUCCUCCCACAGCACUUGGCUAACAACAACCCUUUCUCCCCCUCAAAGUCUCAUAGGUUGCUUCUCCUUCUUCCUUCUCUCUCGGUCUCCAACAAUCCAUCCCCACAAGCCGACUCUUUCUGUUUAAGUCCAACACUCUUCCUGCCAGACCGCGAUUUUCCAGCGCUCGCUUAAUCCCCUCCUUCCUAUCCCAGCUGCACAAAACCAGCUCUUGAUGCUGAAAACCCCUUUCGAAUGCAUGACUGCAUCACACUGUGUUGAAACAAAAGCCCAGAGGGGAGAGAGCAGCCUUGCCCUUCAGUUGGCGUAGGGAUCAUCCUCUUCUGUAGGCAGGUCCUGCCAAGUCGACUGCUCUGUCGAUCAGCGUGUAAUUGACUGAGCUGGAAUGUGCAGGGGGAGCGUGUCUUUAUUUUUAGAUAAAAUGUUAAUGUAUUGGCUUUCGUGUCGGAUUCGACAGCAAGGAACAACUGUUCCCCUUUCAACAUGUGCUUCACAAGUUAAAAUCCUUUACUCUCCCACUCACACAUCUCCCUGUACCAUAUGGCGGUCGCUUUUCCCCACUUUGUGCAGCACUUCAUAUUCUUAAUCUCACAGGGUAUUUUUUUCCUUGUGUUUUAUCUGGGCUUGCUCUAAUUUGAAAGCAGUCUGUUGGCCGUGUCCAGUAGCUCUGGCAGUUGUCAGGAAUGAAAAACGCUGAGCUAAAUGGAUGCUGCAACGUGAGCUCAUGAAGCAUUUUGCUCUUUGGGAGAGCAUUCUCACAGGAGGGUUUUUAACUGGUGUGUUUGCCUUUUAAAAUAGCGAGGUUAUUUUUUCCUUUCUGAGAUUCCUUCUUCAGUGACUGCAGAGCUCUGCGUUGGUCUCAGCUGUUGUAAAUAGAAUCCUUGCAGAUGGAUGGGACUUGAUGACAGGCCGGGUGCAAACUGAGGUUCCUGGAUUCCCUGACGUGGCUGUUAGGGCUCUUGGUGCUCGUUGUGAUGGGAAGGGCAGCAAACCUGCCCAAGGUGUCUGUGAGCAUGCCCAGAGUUACCAUGGAGGGACUUGCUAUGCCUAUGCUGGAGGUGAAACCCCUCCUUUCCUUCUGGGCUUGGGAGUGUUGGGUGAUUGUGACCAUGCUGGUUGUAAUCCCAAGUGUUUCUCAGUACUUCUGCCCCUUUGUCCGUCCCAGCUCCUUUAGGGCUGCAGUCCCCCCAGUCUGCAUCCUCCUGCAGCCCCAGCACGUUCCCAGGGAGCAACCAGAGGCACAGAGUGGUGGGGUCACAGUGAGAGAGGAAUGUGGCGGAGAGAAGCUCCUGCCCUGCCAGGGAUGCAGCUUAUCAGGUGGACAGCUCUCAUGGGGGCCCAGCCUGCUCCUGCUGACCUGAACGCUGAUAUAUGUUGGGCUGGUGUGUGUGGAGCUGUCAGGCACUAGACUGAGAGGCCGUACUAUAAACAGCUGAUAGGAAAGUGACAGAAGCUUUUAUCUGGGCCUGGUAAUUUCAGCUCUAAGAUGCUCUCCAAGGCACACCGUGCUUUGGCAGCUUCUGACGCACACCGUCUCUUCCCAAAAGGCUGGAUCACAGCACUGCUGCUUUUUGGGAGCUGUCACAUUCAUCUGCAGAGGGGAAUGCAGGAUUUUGAGGCCAUCCCAGGUCAGCUCUCUCUAUUUUAUCUUCUCUAUAGCAGUAAUGCAAUGCCGGCAUGGAGCAGCAUGCACUGCUGCCCUGACACGGGCUGAGCGCAGUGCUCAGCUGCUGCCUGCCAGGCACGUUGCUGCCAGUUCCUGCAGCUCCUCAUCUGCAGCCACAGCUCCCAGGAACCCGAGGACCCUUCUGUCGUGACGCUGCUUUGAUUUCAGGCAGCGUCUGCUGAUCACCCGAGCGGUCUCACCAGCGCAGAAUGAAUUGUUGGUAUUCCUGUCAAUGCAAAAAGCUCCGUGGGUGUUUGAAGCGUGGAUUUGCUCUUCUAAAUCCUUGAAACGCAUUGACCCUGUAAAUGGCCACAUCAGGUGAUUCUAAGCACGUUAAUCCAGCUUCCCUGCCGAGCCCCGGGAGAUAAUCGCAUUGUUCCAGUGUGGGGAUGUGGUCGUGUGAUGCUGAGUGGCAAGGAUGGCACCGGGGCUGCUACCACAGCCCUGCAGUGUCCCAGCUUCACCCCCAGCACCCGCACACAGGGGAGCUGCUCACCCUGCUGCUCCCAUUCAGCCUAUUCUGGGCCUUCCCGUUAUAGGGAGAAUCUUUCCGGAGGAGCUUGCAGAGCUGGUGGUGAUGAAUGGAGCAAAGUAGAGAAGUGAGAGGGUUGAGGCCGAGGGGGUGCAUGCUGGCACAAUUCAAAGCAUAACUGAACACCAUAAGGUGCACUUUGGUCCCACCAGUUCUUUGCUGGGAAGUUGGGGCCCCAGGGGCCUUUGUGGGACCACAGGGCGAGCUGUGCUGGAGCAAGGCGGGCAGGAAGCAAGGAGGGUGCAGCCCCAGCCUGCUGCACUGACGGAAUAGAUUCCCCAGUGUCCUGUAUCAGGAUCUCUCAUCUUCCCCCUCCUCUUGUGGUCUGCUGAAACCGAUGGGGAAAGGGGGAGGGGUUGUCACAUUGGAGAGCGACCUCGGGAUUUCUUCUUCCUUGGCUUUCCCUCCUGGAACAGGGAUGGAGCUGAUGGAGCUGCAGGCAGUGCUGCUUCCAUUGGAACCCAUUGCAGCGCUGUGCAGGCAGGCAGAGCACAGUGUGAUGCUCAGUGACACGAAGUCACUGCCGGGAUCCUUCCCUGAGCUCCCAUCAAACCCCGCACUAAGGUUCAGGUAUUUAUUCGGUUGGUGGUUUUGGGGUUUUAUUUUAUUUUCCAGCGUGUUUUUAACCUUUUAACCCUUCGUGUGCUGAGAUGUAAGAAAUGAAAGGCUUCUAUUUAAGUACAUCCUUUUAGUUUGUUUUUUUAAUUGUUAUGUGUAGGUUGCAGCCGCAUCUUUGGCAGGUGUGAGAGGUGGCAACGUGCUGUACAGACAUUGGGGGUGUUCAGGUGAGGCUCAGAGGGGAACUGCUCAUAGGAAACAGCGCGGUGGCUCAUAAAGGAACAGGCUGUGUGCGGCCUCCUGGUUGUGUUGAGGCCUUCAGGACAUCUCAGGGAUGCUCCCUCCAUCCCCAUCCUUGUUUGCCUCCUCCACGCCAACCCCGGGCUGUGCUGAGCCUUCCCUGGGAUAAACAGCUCAGGAUGGACAGUGGGAUGGAAACAGUGAAGCAGUGAGCGGGUUUGUGUGCCCAGCUUCCCACCUGCUCUGUGUUCGUAUGAGUACGGGCUCCUCGUUCUGUACAUGUUCCUAUGAGCUCUCGUUAACCCAACAAAUGUAACCUGUGUCAUAGCUUCUCUGUAUAUUACAGCCGUAGGCUUUCCAGGUAAAAUGGAUAAUAUUUAUUUACUGAAGAUACUGGAUAUUUUUUUGUUUGGGAAUGGGGUAGGGAGAGAAGGGGCCAUAACUGUAAAGAGGUCGAUGAUGUAAAGAGAAACAAACCUUAAAAAAAAACAAACCCAACACUAAAACGUUGCUGUAUUCACGUAGGGAAGGUUCACCUGUAUUAAUCUGCCAUCGUUUAACCUGUUCCAGAAAUCAUCUCUACUUUGGUUCCUGCAUGUGAGAUACUCCAAUAAAGACACUACUGGUGUGGACCGGA